AAACAGCUGUGUGCUCUGCACUCUGGACAGUCUGGCAUCAUCGCUCCUCGAAACGUGUAAAAGUUCCCAGUUUCUUUGCAUGAUUAAAACGCGAAAAGGAUUCUCUGGAACAGUUUUUCAAUUGCUAAGACGACGACAUGUCCGCCACCCACAAACAGCGCUACAAAAAUGCCGCUUUGGAUUCUACCGAGAUGCGGCGUCGACGCGAGGAGGUUGGCAUCCAGUUACGAAAAACCAAACGUGAACAGCAGCUCUUCAAGCGGCGAAACGUGGUUCUGGAGCCGGCCACAUCCUCGACUUCAGCCGGAAUGGAGAACAGCACCAACAACGAGCUGCAGACUGCUGACAUGCUUAUGGCGGACAGUAGCACAGGACCAACGCAUUUUUCGGGUGGCCAAAGCGAUUCAGCUGCUGGAUCCGGAGCACAGCAAUCUGUAAUCAACGAUGAGAUGAUUCAAAUGCUAUACAGUGGUAGGGAGAGUGAUCAGCUGGACGCCACACAAAAGUUCCGCAAACUUCUGUCCCGUGAUCCUAAUCCACCCAUUGAGGAGGUUAUUCAAAAGGGGAUAGUGCCGCAGUUUGUGACCUUUCUGCGGAACAGCUCGAAUGCCACACUGCAAUUCGAGGCUGCCUGGACGCUGACAAAUAUUGCCUCGGGCACCUCGCAUCAGACUAAGAUCGUUAUCGAAGCUGGGGCAGUGCCCAUAUUCAUUGAUCUGCUCUCCAGUCCCCACAUCGAUGUCCAGGAGCAGGCUGUUUGGGCUCUGGGCAACAUAGCUGGUGACUCGCCCAUGUGCCGUGACCAUCUGCUCGGCUCGGGUAUUCUAGUGCCUCUCCUGCACGUGUUGAGCAACUCGGAGCGCAUUACCAUGAUACGAAAUGCGGUGUGGACACUUUCUAAUUUGUGCCGCGGCAAGAAUCCUCCCGCGGAUUUUGCCAAAAUUGUCCACGGACUGCCCAUACUGGCAAAAUUAUUGGACUACACUGACGAGGACGUGCUCAGCGAUACUUGCUGGGCCAUUAGCUACCUGUCGGAUGGACCCAACGAUAAAAUCCAGGCUGUUAUCGAUGCUGGCGUUUGCCGUCGCCUCGUAGAACUGCUAUUACAUCCUCAGCAAAACGUAAGCACAGCCGCUUUGAGGGCUGUGGGCAACAUUGUGACCGGUGACGAUCAGCAGACCCAGGUGAUUUUGGGCUUUAACGCCCUGCCCUGCAUUAGCCAUCUGCUGCGAUCGACGGCGGAAACCAUCAAGAAAGAGUCCUGCUGGACAAUCUCAAAUAUUGCAGCCGGCAAUCGGGAGCAGAUCCAGGCCAUAAUCAAUGCGAACAUAUUCCCGCAGCUGAUGAUUAUCAUGCAGACGGCAGAAUUCAAGACGCGUAAAGAGGCAGCUUGGGCCAUAACCAACGCAACUAGCAGUGGAACCUCGGAGCAAAUCAACUACUUGGUCCGGGUGGGCUGUGUGCCGCCCAUGUGCGAUUUCCUUACCGUCGUCGACUCUGACAUCGUUCAGGUGGCCCUUAAUGCACUGGAAAACAUAUUGAAGGCGGGUGAAAAGUUCCAAACGCGACCCAAUCCCUAUGCUAUUACUAUUGAGGAAUGUGGAGGACUGGAUAAGAUCGAAUAUCUGCAGGCGCAUGAAAACCGUGACAUCUACCACAAAUCGUUCUACAUAAUCGAGCAGUACUUUGGCAACGAGGAAGAGGACAGUCGUGUGGCCCCUGUGGCGGGUUCCCAGCAGUUUGAGUUUAACCCGGACAACAUGCCCAACAGUGGCUAUAACUUUUAGCAUCAUACCAGCCAGGACAUCAUCACCACUACACAAAUGAGAAUCCUUCUGAAUCCCUGAACCCAAAAGCACACUACACAUGAGGCGGAGGCUUGCCUGCGAGAAUUUUAAUCAAGGCCAAAGCACGGGCACGGACCAUUGGCCGUCGGAGAGGGCAGACAAUGCCUAAGUGCAGUCACUAGUAGCAUUUAAGUAACGUUGGUCAUUCAGUCGGCUCGUUUUGUCACUUUGUUACACAUACUCGUCUGCAUACUUUCUCUGCGGUUUUAAACUAUUAUUUUCGAAAUGGUCCAGGACCAAUCAUGACCUUACGCGAGCAUUUCUUCAGCUGACGAGAUCGCUUUCAUCUAGUUCGUAUUUACUAAUUUAAUAUGUUAUACAACCUAAUGUAUAUGUUUUUGCUUUUCUCAGCUUGAGUUUGUAAAUAUUUUUCAUUAAGCCCAAAUGCGUUGAGAUCCUGACAUGGUGUUGUUGUACAUUCAUACAAACAAAACGUACUUUACGAUAUUAAAAACGAAUAACUUUAAAUGUUUUUAUUUGAUUUUGUUAUGCAAUUCGCCGCAUGUAAAAUUGUUUAAAUUAUGAAACUUGAAAUUAAAUUUAGAGGACACAUCAAUAAAGAACAACUAGACCACAA
This is a messenger RNA of Drosophila ficusphila, 2424 nucleotides long. RefSeq names its product importin subunit alpha-7 (gene Kap-alpha1). Bases 138 to 1787 code for a protein of 549 amino acids. The transcript has 6 exons. Gene Ontology annotation, cellular component: cytoplasm; nucleus; nucleoplasm. NCBI's taxonomy places the organism in Eukaryota, Metazoa, Arthropoda, Insecta, Diptera, Drosophilidae. The record is from RefSeq and is a predicted model, not a curated record. Gene Ontology annotation, biological process: NLS-bearing protein import into nucleus. Gene Ontology annotation, molecular function: protein binding; nuclear import signal receptor activity.